AUGGAGACCCAUGUCAGGAGAGGGGCUGAUGAGAGUAUAAACGAUCGCAACGACAGGGCUGUACGGGCAGCUGCAAAGUGGUACACAGAGCACCUCCAGGAAUUGGCAAGAAAAAGCCAGAAGGAGCUAAAUAUCCCUGCUAUUGUCGUUCUUACCGAUGAUAAGGAGAACGCCCGAAAAUCGGAUAAGGAGGGUGUGAUUGCUCUAUCACUGACCGACUAUAUUUCCGGACUCGAAGAUGCAGAUAGACUCCUGGACAUGGUUAAUGAAUCAAAAUUAGCCCAUGAUGCAAAACCGAAGAAAGGAGAGAUGCUGUAUUCCGAGUACUAUUCGAUGUCCAAGAUGAUGACCCAAAUUAGAGCUGGUACUCUACACCAAGGGAUAUUCAACGUGUCUCCUUAUAACUACCUGGAAGGAAGCGUCAAUGUUCCUGCCUUUGAUAAAUCGCUUCUCAUUCUAGGACGGGAUAAUAGCAACAGAGCAAUUGCUGGAGAUAUCGUGGUAGUCGAAGUUCUACCCAAAGAUCAGUGGAAAACUCCAUCAUCCAAGAUCAUUGAUGAAGAAGCUUUAACCAAGGAUGACAACCCAGAGUCAGAAGAGAACGAAGCCGUGGUGACGGAGCGCGAAAGGAAAGCUCUUCAGGACGAGGUCCGCCAAGCUCAUGGAACUGGUACCGAAGGCCGCCCUCAACCAACUGCGAAGGUAGUUGGCAUAAUUAAGAGGAACUGGCGUCAGUAUGUUGGACAUAUCGAUGGCUCGUCUAGCUCUCAAGCUUCAUCGGCUGGACGGCGUCAACAAACUGUUUUCGUCAUCCCCAUGGAUAAACGAGUGCCGAAAAUAAGAAUACGCACUCGACAGGCGAAUGAGCUCAUGGGCCAAAGGAUAUUAAUCACGAUAGACGCCUGGGACAGAGAUUCUCGGUACCCCAUGGGCCAUUUUGUGCGCUCCCUAGGUGAGGUGGAGACGAAAGGUGCUGAGACAGAGGCUCUUUUGUUGGAAUACGAUGUACAAUAUAAACCAUUCCCCAAGACAGUCUUGGAUUGUCUGCCCUCGGAGGGCCACGACUGGAAGGUCCCGCAAGAUAUGUCUGAUCCAGGGUGGAAAGACAGGAAAGAUUUGAGGAAUCUUCUCGUGUGCAGUAUCGAUCCGCCUGGCUGUCAAGAUAUUGAUGACGCCCUUCAUUCCCGGCCACUGCCAAACGGCAAUAUUGAAGUCGGCGUCCACAUUGCAGACGUCUCUAACUUCGUACGACCCAAUAAUGCAAUGGACACUGAGGCUAGUAUGCGAGGCACAACGGUCUAUUUGGUUGACAAGCGCAUAGACAUGCUUCCAAUGCUCCUUGGAACUGAUCUCUGCUCUCUAAAGCCUCAUGUCGAACGCUAUGCAUUCUCCGUCCUCUGGGAGGUAACCCCUGACGCCGAGAUCGUAUCUGCAAAUUUUACGAAAUCCGUCAUCUUUUCUCGUGAAGCAUUUAGUUAUGAGCAGGCACAAUUACGCAUCGAUGACAAGUCGAAAACAGACGACUUAACUACAAGCAUGCGCACCUUGCUUAAACUAUCGAAACUCCUUCGCCAGAAAAGGAUGGACGCAGGAGCCUUAAAUCUUGCCUCACCGGAGGUUCGCAUUGAAACGGACUCAGAGCUUUCCGAUCCAGUCGCGGACGUUAAGACGAAAGCUCUUCUAGAUACGAAUAGCCUUGUUGAAGAAUUCAUGCUUCUCGCCAAUAUCUCGGUUGCUGCCAGAAUCUAUGAAUCGUUCCCUCAAACUGCCCUACUCCGAAGACACGCCACACCACCCCCUUCUAACUUUGAAGAGCUCAUCACUCAGCUCUCGAAAAAGCGCGACCUCUCUCUUGACGUGUCUAGCUCUCUAGCCUUGGCUAAUUCCCUGGAUAAGUGUAUUGACGAGAGAAACCCGUUUUUCAACACACUCAUCCGUAUCAUGGCAACACGCUGUAUGACGUCUGCUGAAUACUUUUGUGCCGGAGCACAUUCAGAAUCUGAGUUCCGGCAUUAUGGGCUUGCCUCGCCAAUCUAUACUCAUUUCACCUCUCCCAUCCGACGAUAUGCUGACUUGGUCGCCCAUCGACAAUUGGCUGCUGCAAUUGGGUAUGAAGGACCCGGAGCUUCUGCUGGGGAGGGUCUUGCUACUCGCAGCAAACUGGAGGAUAUCUGCAAGAACAUCAACCACAGACACCGAAACGCCCAAUUCGCUGGCAGGGCUAGUAUAGAAUAUUAUGUUGGCCAAGCAUUGAAGGCCCGAGGUGAACAAGAAGCUAAACGUCUCGGCUCCGAUGUCGCCCCUGGUGUUGAUGAAGAAGGAUACGUCAUGCGUGUAUUUGAUAACGGUGUCGUCGUUUUUAUUCCACGUUUUGGUAUUGAAGGAGUUGUCAGGCUAGAGGAUUUUGUUCUGGAUGGCCAACAAGGACCUGGAAAAGCUCUUGAUCAGAAGGCUAGCAAGCAGGUGGCGGCAAGGAGAGAGAGUGAAUUCGACAACGAACAAUAUUCGCUGAAAGUAUGGGAGAAAGAGGGAGACGAUGGUGGUGACGGUGCAAAAUCAAAGCCUGGGGUGAAAAGCAUGGUUGUCGAAUUGUUCGAUAAGGUCAAGGUAAACGUCAGCUCUGUAAAGGAAGAAAAGGGGCGAGGCGCAGGCAAAAGAAGGGUCAGGGUUUUGAUUCUAGAGAAAGCAUGA
This is a messenger RNA of Arthroderma uncinatum, 2691 nucleotides long. Its product is annotated as exosome complex exonuclease. Gene Ontology annotation, molecular function: RNA binding; endonuclease activity; 3'-5'-RNA exonuclease activity. NCBI's taxonomy places the organism in Eukaryota, Fungi, Ascomycota, Eurotiomycetes, Onygenales, Arthrodermataceae. Gene Ontology annotation, biological process: rRNA catabolic process. The record is from RefSeq and is a predicted model, not a curated record. The transcript has a single exon. Bases 1 to 2691 code for a protein of 896 amino acids. Gene Ontology annotation, cellular component: nuclear exosome (RNase complex); cytoplasmic exosome (RNase complex).